This is a messenger RNA of Chironomus riparius, 3025 nucleotides long. Lineage: Eukaryota; Metazoa; Arthropoda; Insecta; Diptera; Chironomidae. The record is from the annotation of a GenBank genome assembly.
CACUGAUGCAAACCAAUGCAAACAACUAACUUCAUGUAGUAAAAUUUGAGAGCACGUUUUUGUGAAAUAUUUGAAAAAUUUGUGAAAAGACAUUUAAUAAGCAAGUAAUAAGCAUAAAAAGUAGCAUAUAUGCUUGAGAAAGAAAAUCGUAUUUUACGAGGCUCUUAAAACAUUUUUAAGCCUAAUUAAUUAACGAUUCACGUCCAAAGACAAAAAAUGAGUAAGCCAUUGCCAAAGAAGCUAAAAGGAGAUUUUGAGAAUAAUAGUUCUGAGCUUAGUAAUCCUCAAGAAGAGCCAUUGACUAUUGGUCGUGGACGAGGAAGAGGUGAAAGUUCAACUGAUAGUUCGAGUACAUCAGGAAGUCGUCGAAAGAUUAAGGAAACAGAAUCUGAGAAAUCAUCAAUCCCGAGCGAGUUGCGUAAGGAUGGAAGAGAACAGUGGCUUGCAUCAAAUAAGCCAAUUUAUACAACUCGUCCAGAACAUAUAACAUGCAAGAAGACUGAUGGUGGACAAAAUGAGAACGAACUUUAUGCUAAUUACUUCCGUAUUGGUAUACCGCAAAAUUUCGAAUUUGCACAAUAUCGAGUGGAUUUUUCUCCUGAUAUUGAUAUGAUUAAGUUACGUCGUUAUCUUGUUGCAAAAUGUUCUAACAAGAUUCGAGGAUAUGUUUAUGAUGGUGGAAAUUUAGUAUAUUUAACAAGAAGAUUGCCACAAGAUUCGAUUGUGAUUCCGAUAACGACAGAACAACAAAAUCAAUAUGAUGUAAAGUUCAAGUUUACAAAUGUCACUAUUAAGAGUACGGAUUCAACUGCUAUGAUGGUGUUGAACUGCAUUUUACGAAAUGCAAUGCGGGGUUUAAACUUGAAGUUAAUUCAGCGAAAUUUGUACGAUGAGCCAGCAAAGAUUUUGAUCAACGAAUACCGUUUGGAACUAUGGCCAGGAUAUGAAACAUCGAUUAGACAACACGAAAGGGAUAUUCUUGUGUGCUGUGAAAUUUCUCACAAGGUCAUGCGUUUCGAUACUGUUUACAGUAUUCUCCAAUCAAAGGAACAUGAUCGUGUUCCAGAAAUAAGAACAGCAUUUAGCAAAGAAAUUAUUGGAACUGUUGUGUUGACACGAUACAAUAAUCGUACUUAUAGAAUUGAUGAUGUUCGAUUUGAUUUGAAUCCAAAGAGCACAUUUAAAGCCGGAGAUAAGGAAAUAUCAUUUAUCGAGUACUAUAAGACCCGAUAUAACCUUAUUAUUAAUGACCCCAAACAGCCUUUAUUAGUUUCUAAUCCUAAAGCGCGAGACAUUCGAGAUGGACGAAAUGAGCCAGUUUUGUUGAUACCAGAAUUGUGUUUUACAACAGGUUUGACGGAUUCAAUGCGUAGUGACUUUAAUGUUAUGAAACGUUUGGGAGAAUAUACUCGUAUGGAUCCGACAAAGCGUGUUGAGCGUUUGGAAGAAUUCAGUCGACGUAUGAACCAAACUGAAGGAUGCUUCCAAAAACUGGAAUCAUUUGGAGUCAAUUUAGAUCGUCAACUGUUACGUGUAUCUGGACGUAUUUUAAAGCAAGAACAGAUCUUAUUUGGACAAGGACGUAGUAAUCAAAAUGAUUUUAAAGCUGAUUGGACACAAGGAAUUCGUAAUCCUAUGUACACAAAUGUUGCAUUACAACGUUGGGGCAUCAUUUAUCCAUCAAGAUCUGAACGUGACUUUAACGAGUUUAUGAAAAUAUUUGAAGAAGUCGCACGUGGACAAAAUUUUGAAAUGGGAGCUCCGAAAUACAGUGUUAUUAACGACGAUCGUCCACGUACUUAUGCAGAUGCUCUUGAAUCAUUUUGUGCUCGAGAUCCGAAAUUUGUGAUGGUUAUUCUCCCAAACAAUAAUGCAGAAAGAUACAAAAUUGUCAAGACGAUUACGUAUGUUAAUCGUGGAAUUCCAUCUCAAGUUAUUGUCCAACGAACAAUUCAGCCAAAGAAAGGCAGUAUGGCUGGUGUGAAAUCAAUUGCGACAAAAAUUUUGAUUCAGAUUAAUGCAAAACUUGGUGGUGUUCCAUGGAUGAUAAAUAUCCCAUUAAGUGGACUCAUGACAAUCGGAUUUGAUGUUUCGCACGACACAAAUGAUAAGUCGAAAUCAUAUGGAGCAUUUGUGGCUUCAAUGGAUUUAAAGCUCAAAGUCAGUUUCUUCAGUACUGUCUCAGAACAUCGAAACGGAGAAGAAUGUUCUAAUAAUAUCGGUGUCCACAUGCAAAAAGCAUUAAUGGCUUGGCGCGAAGAAAACGGAUCAUUUCCGGAACGUAUUCUAUUCUAUCGUGAUGGUGUUGGCGAUGGACAAAUUCAAUAUGUACACGAAAUCGAAGUACGAAAGAUCAAAGAUGUUCUCAGAGGCUGUUAUGGAGAUAAAUUUCCGAAAUUCGCAUUUGUCGUUGUUUCAAAGCGAAUUAACACUCGAAUAUUUAACAAAACUGGAGGUCGUCGUUAUGAAAAUCCAGUCUCUGGAACUGUGGUUGAUGAUGAUGUCACUUUACCCGAAAGAUACGACUUCUUUUUAAUAAGUCAAUCCGUACGUCAAGGAACGGUUUCUCCAACAAGCUACAAUAUCAUUGAUGACUCUUUCGGUUUGCCACCAGAACGCAUGCAAAUGCUCACCUACAAAAUGUGUCACUUGUAUUACAAUUGGUCUGGCACAACAAGAGUUCCUGCAGUUGUUCAGUAUGCUCAUAAGCUAUCAGUUCUUGUUGGCCAAUUUCUGCACAUCACACCGAACUUAAAUUUGGACAAGUCUCUCUACUACUUGUAGUUCCGUUUUCACCUUAUUUUUCUUUUUUUACAAUUCAGAAGAUGAAAAUCUUUUUCGACAUUGCUAUUAACAUAUCCAUAGAAGGACUUUCAACUGAUUAAAUUUAUUUAUAUAUAAGAACAUGCAUUUAACUGAAUUAACUUAAAAUGUCAUGUGCCUUAUUUUUGGCUAGUUUUUACAUAUAAAUAUUGUAAAAUAUGAAAAUUGCUUCUACUGAAAUAAAGAAUAACUUUUUACCGUC